GUUUUCCCUAACCACACCUUUAGCCACAAUUUCAGCGUCAUUUAUGACAUGGUACCUGAUGGAGCAGCGACUAUUGCCUCCAGAUGGCGUUGGAAGCGUUGCAACGGUCCUGCUGCCUCAAUCAGACUCGGUCCCUGCACGCGUGGGCUGUUCACGACGGCCCGACGAGUUCCAGGAGCUGUAUUUGGCAGGGAGUCGAGUACUUGUCAUGUUACAGGAUCUCGCCACGUUCGUGUGCAGCGAAGCAGGGCGACGCGUGUUGCCAUGGCCAUUGGAAACAGUGCAAAGCAGGGCUUCUGAGCUCUUUGAGGAGCUUCGGAGCAAGGUGAACGAGACGCAGAUCUUGGAGCCCAUCCUGGAAGCAGCUGAGGCGACUCGUAGCUUUGGCCUGGAGGUUCUAGAACAGUUGCGGCCGCACUUAGAGGUUCCCCGGCAGCGCUUCGAAAGCGUCUCCGGAAGCAUAGAGGAGGUUCUGCAGAGCUUUGUGGAGAGUUUCUUAGAGAAGUACCCCCAGCAUCGACAGAGCCUCUCCGGACUCCAUCCAGCUGUGCUGCUUCUGAACCUGACUUUCUUGCUGCUGGCUCUGGGACAACUUCUCUACGGCACCCUAAGGCUUGGUAGCAUGCUGUGCUGCUGCUUUUCUCGGAGACAAGCGCGGUCCAAGAAAGGAAAGGCUCCUGAGAAGCUCGGUAGAACUGAGCCAUGA
Messenger RNA from Cladocopium goreaui, 706 nucleotides. Lineage: Eukaryota; Dinophyceae; Suessiales; Symbiodiniaceae. The record is from the annotation of a GenBank genome assembly.